Messenger RNA from Lichtheimia ornata, 1050 nucleotides. RefSeq lists its product as uncharacterized. The transcript is spliced from 5 exons. The record is from RefSeq and is a predicted model, not a curated record. Lineage: Eukaryota; Fungi; Mucoromycota; Mucoromycetes; Mucorales; Lichtheimiaceae. Gene Ontology annotation, molecular function: zinc ion binding; alcohol dehydrogenase (NADP+) activity. Gene Ontology annotation, biological process: alcohol metabolic process. The coding region runs from base 1 to 1050 and encodes 349 amino acids.
AUGGCAACCGGUACAAUUCAUGGAUGGAUUGCUUCAGCUAAAGACAAGCCCUUGGAAUGGGGUGAGCAACCACGAAAAACCUUUGAUGACGAUACAGUCGAAAUGGAUAUCACGCAUUGUGGCAUUUGUGCUUCUGAUUUAUUCACUCUCGAUUCUGGAUGGGGGAAAACCGAUUAUCCAACCAUCGUAGGACAUGAGAUUGCUGGCAUAGUCACCAAAGUGGGCAACAAUGUCAAGAACGUAAAGGUCGGUGAUAGAGCUGGUGUUGGGGCCCAGUGCAUGUCAUGUCUUCAAUGCUAUGCUUGUCAACAUCAUGAAGAAAACAUUUGCGAGAAUGGUGUGAUAGGAACAUACAAUGGCCGUUGGCCUAAAACCAAUGAAAGGACAUAUGGUGGCUAUGCAGAUGUUUGGAGUGGACAUUAUAACUUUGUAUUCAAGAUCCCAGACAGCCUUCCCAACGAAGUUGCUGCCACGUUCUUUUGUGCAGGAAUUACUACAUACGCACCCAUGAAACGCCACGGCAUCAAUUCAGAUUCCACCGUUGGUGUCAUCGGUAUUGGUGGUUUGGGUCAUUAUGCGACACAAUGGGGCAAUGCUAUGGGUGCCAAAGUAAUCGCAUUAUCGCACUCAGACCGUAAACGAGGUGAUGCCGAAAAACUUGGAUGCCAUGAUUAUGUCGUAACCGAGGAUGAGACCUCCAUGUCAAAAAUCAAGAACAAGCUCACGCACAUUAUUUGUACAAGCUUUGGAACCGAAAAUUUCGAUUGGGGCAAAUACCUUGGAUUGCUUAAACCUGGUGGUGUAUUCAUUAUGGUGGCUGUUCCUGAUAAGCCCUUCACAAACAUUCCACCUGGUGCUUUGGUGGGUCGUCAAAUUACGCUUGCCGGGUCAGUGGUUGGUAGCCCUGAUACGAUCCGGGAAAUGCUUGCCUUUGCAGCAGAAAAAGGUGUAAAGCCUUGGAUCGAAAAACGCCCCAUGAAGCAGUGCCCAGAAACUGUGCAAGCCAUGCGCGAUGGAAAAGCUCGCUACCGCUUUGUGCUUGAAAAUUGA